CAUCAGCCGUUGUCCUGACCUCAUCAAUCGUAGUUAACGGAAGGCUGCCAUCAUUCGAUCAUUCAGGCGAAAGUUCUCCCCAGAAGUAAUCUCUAAACUACGCAAAAAGAUAGAGAUUCUGGCAUAAGCUUCGGUUACACACUUCUAGUGCUUGCCCAAAACAUCGAUCUGGCAGGCUUCUUCUGGCAUCGAGCUCCGUCGAGCUCUCCCCCAUCCUCCCCGCCCGACUCUUCUCACGCAGAGGCACCACCACAACCAUCCAACAUGUCACAGGGAGCACCACAGGUAACCCUAACGCCGCAGUUCUGCUUCAACCAGACCGCACUGCGUGACUUCCUCCGCCUCUCCCGCAGCACGAUAGACGACUCCAUCACGCAGAACCUCAACGCACUUUUAACCCCCGGCGCAACGCCUUGGAACCCAUCCUCGGUGUCCACACGACAGACGUCACAUCCCGCGACAUUGCGGACGAUACCUGGAGAGUCAUGCAAUAAGUUCAAGGAACAGGUGUUGUUUCCGAAUUGGAAGAUCAGGUCAGAUGUGCUCGACUACUGCUCGGGCGUCGCGACGUCCCCGGAUCCAGACGACCCGGACUCGGUGCUGAGACUGGUGGAAGACCACAAGGCGAGAGAGCGCGUCGUUGACGAGCGGUUGGAUCCUUACUCUGGACGAUACUUCCCGCGAGAGGCGAGGACGGAGAGUUUGGCGAUGCUGAUGCGGAAUGAGAGGGCCGUCGAGAAGAUCAUCCGGAGUAGGACCUGGAGUCUCAUCGGCGAGCGGUGCGGGUUGAGCAGCGAUUCGGCGGAGGGAGCAUUUGAUAAAUGGACGAAGGAACAAGAGCGGCCGUGA
Molecule: messenger RNA, 849 nt
Organism: Aaosphaeria arxii CBS 175.79
Lineage: Eukaryota; Fungi; Ascomycota; Dothideomycetes; Pleosporales
Exons: 2
Coding region: 265-849 (194 amino acids)
Cellular component (GO): mitochondrial intermembrane space; mitochondrion
Source: RefSeq, a predicted model, not a curated record